Messenger RNA from Trichobilharzia szidati, 814 nucleotides. NCBI's taxonomy places the organism in Eukaryota, Metazoa, Platyhelminthes, Trematoda, Strigeidida, Schistosomatidae. The record is from the annotation of a GenBank genome assembly.
AUGAUUUUGCAUGUUUCAUCUUUAAAAAUGGGCUUUGGAUUCAGAUGCUGUCAGUUAGUGCUUGUUAUAUUGAAUAUUGGUGUCUUUAUCUGUGGUAUUGUACUCAUUUCUGCAGGAUCAUAUGCCCUCAAUUCUGUUGUAAAUCACUGGAAAGAAGUAGAACGUCCGCUUCAAUAUAUCAUAAUCUUUAUCAUUACACUGGGAUGUAUUAUUUUUACUCAUGGAGCAUUAGGCAUACUUGGUGCAUGCACAAAAAGUGUUUGUCUUUUAGCAACGUAUUGUAUUCUGCUUGUGAUUUUAAUUAUUUGUCAGAUAACAGCUGGAACAAUCGCAGUUAUACAUAAGCCAAAGGUUAAACAAGAAAUUACUGAUGCCCUGAGACCACUUGUAAAACGCUUCUACAGUGACAAAAAUGUAAAACCGGUCGUGGAUGAAAUUCAGCAAAAGUUGAAAUGUUGCGGUGCCGGCUCAUCCCAUGACUAUGGAAAGAAUCCGCCAAUCUCAUGUUAUGAUGAUAGGGAAGAGCUGUUUAAAAAGGGAUGUAUUGAAAAGCUCAGUGAAUUGGCUAAAAAGAAUAUGAAUACCAUUAUAACCUGCGUAUUCUUAUUUGCGGCUUUUCAAACAAUCUGUUUAUUAUUCGCCAUUUGUACUAUUGUAGCCAUAAAACAAGAUGAAUGAUUUCAAACAGCAUGUAAACAGCAAGUGAAAAGAGAGAGAGAGAACUUGGAACAAAGCAAAAUAUUAACGUAUAUUAUUUGAAUUACAAUGCACUUUUCUAAUUCAUCGAUAGUGUCUACAUUCUCCUUGGAUUUAC